AACGAAAACACUCCCUAAAGACAGACAGCUGCUGACACCAGCCGAGACACCUCCGGCCGGGAGACACCGAGUUCACACCGUCACACCGGAGCAGAGCGAGCGGACCGGUCCUUGUUUACCUGUCGGUUCAAACAAACAACAAAAAAGCGGAGGGAGACGCUGCUGCUGCUGCCUGCCGCUGGACCUCCACUGCACCGCAUCUGCGCAGCAACGAAGAGGCUGAAAAAAUCAAAACAACAGUCGCAUCAGUGUUUAUAAAAAUGCCGUUUUCCGUUAACGGCAUCCUUUGCACGCUCGCGCUGCUGGUCCUGUGGCGGGCGGAAGAGCUCGCGGAAGCGUGCAGCUGCGCUCCGGUGCAUCCGCAACAGGCUUUCUGCAACGCCGAUGUAGUGAUCCGGGCGAAGGUGGUGGGAGAACGAGAGGUGGAUUCUGGGAAUGACGUCUACGGGAACCCCAUCAAGAGGAUCCAGUACGAUGUCAAACAGAUCAAGAUGUUCAAGGGGCCGAACCAGGACAUCGAGACCAUCUUUACCGCUCCCGUGUCCGCCGUCUGCGGCGUUACCCUGGACGCAUCCGGCAAGAAGGAGUACCUGAUCUCAGGCAAGGCCGAGGCCGACGGGCGCAUGCAUGUGACCCUGUGUGACUACAUCAUGCUCUGGGACUCCUUGAGCAACACCCAGAAGAAGGGCCUGAGCCAGCGCUACCAGACGGGCUGUGAAUGCAAGAUCGUGCGCUGCCCCUCUUUGCCCUGCGAGAUCUCGGCCCCUGAGGAGUGUCUGUGGACGGACCUGAUGAUCGAGAAGCAGGUGCACGGACGCCAGGCCAACCACUACGCCUGCAUCAAGAGGGCGGACGGCUCCUGCUCCUGGUACCGCGGCGUGGCGUCGCCCAAGAAGGAGUUCCUGGACGCCGACGACCCUUAGUCACACGGCGCGUUGCACAGUAAACCAUUCCAUUAAGAUAACAUCAGGCAACGUAAUUAUUUUUUGUUUUGUUUUUAUAAAAAAGGCAAACCUAAUGUGACUGAAAUUACCUGCUGGUCUGAAAACAACCUUCAGCUUCUCUCUGCGGCUCCGAGGUUGUUCUCAGGCGCAGCGUCUCUGUAAUAAAACUAAUAAAAUAGCAUCAUGAGACAUAGACUGGUCAAGUGAUGAUGUAACUUCCUCCUGAGGCUGGCGUCAGGAGGAUAUAAAUCCUCGGCGAGACAGAGCACUUCCUGCCCCGCAAAGCGCUUUAACAGCUCUGCUCCCCGACCCCCCGAUCUGCAGUACGGACGAUCAUUCGUUACCCAUCUCGUUUCUACUUUUAUUACCUCAUUCUCCAUUUUAUUAUUCCAAAGCCAAAAUUCCAAGUUGCCUUUUUUUAGAUGAUUGUCUCGCUCUCUCCGAACACUAUUAGUUACCGCUUCUCUCACUGUCUCUGCUGGGAGCCGUUUGUUGGACGCCCACGACGUGUUUUUUUUUUUUUUUUUUUUUCUUUAAAAAGAAACACGAGUCAUCUUGCAUAUGGCUGAUCUCUUCUGGUUUCAUUGGGUGAAAUAUCUUUCUCUCUUUUAGUUUUAACUGAAGCCUGUGGCCGUCGCAGGCCUCACUGGACCAGUCUAUGCUGUGUGAAGAUGAGCGCUCUAAAUUUAAAACCUGCUCACGCGGUCAAAUGCCUCCUCACCCCCCCGCAGUCCCAUCCCCAAAUUUCUCUUCUUCCUCAUCACGUCUUCAUCCCUGAAACAACACAUUAUGUGAUAACUCUACAAAAUCUCAUACAGUUCCUCUUCUUUAUGUAAUAACACCUGCUUUUUUGUAAUAAGCAGCGCAAGCACAAUAUUUAAUACAUUUCCCAACAUUUUGAAAUAGAUUACAAUUCCUUUUUUUAGUUUUCAAGUUCAGAAAUGUGACUGAAUUUGAAUUUACUUCUUAGAAAAAUGCUUGAUUGUCAACCUAAUCAUGUGUUGCAUCCACACAAUCAAUCAUGCAAAAAAAAGAAUGUUUUAAUAUUUGAAAGAAACAAUCCCAAAUAAAAGCAGGAGGUAUUUUUCCAAUCGUACAAUCAAACUCAUACAAUCAAUGUUUAUUUUCAAAGCUGUUUAAAAGUGACAAUUUGCGUCGAUUGCAGUUGGUUUAAAUGAAUUUUGAAAACUAUAUUUUUAAUUUAUAAUAUCUAUUUAGAUGUGAUGAUAAAGGCUUCAAGAUGCUUUUAGUUUAGGUACCUUUAAAAAUGCUUGAAAAGUGCUUGAAUUUCAAUCUUAAAUUGCAGUAUGAACCGUUUCUAACAUAGAGUGGUUUGACAAGCUAGUGAAACCUUACUAGCCUAAUAAAAAAAACUCGACAAGAGGCUGUGAGGCGGACUAGUGAGAGAGUUUGCGUCCGUGUCUGGCGUGAUGACUUUUAACAACCACUGUAGUCUCAUUUAGCCACUUGUUAGCAACCGCCUUUUUAAGAACAUGUAAUAACUUCAAAAUUCACAAGUGGGGGUAUUUACUAGCGUAUUUUAUGUCAUAGAACGAACGCGAAUAUCUCUUCAGCUUGUGUUAACCACAGACCUUAUUUCAGGCUUGUAACCAUCACCAAAAACAAUGUGUUAUUAUAUAAAUAAGUGAAAAUGUAUGACAUUUUGUCUACAAAAUGUGGUGUUAUUGCAUAAUGUGUUGCCCCUUGUUUCCCCCACUAUGUAGCUGUACAGUACCUAUGCAUAUACUUUUGUUGUUACUUGAUGAUUAUUAUUAUUAUUUACUGCAUUAGAACUAGAUUUGCACUUUUUGAGGAUGAGUAAAGACAAGAGCCUGAGCACUCUGAUGUGACAGUUAUUAUAGUUCGCCCAGACCGACAGAUCCACCUCAGGUGCAGAUUUCUCCUAUUUUGAGUGCUUUUGG
Centropristis striata (black sea bass) is the source of this 2866-nucleotide messenger RNA. It is a transcript of the gene timp2a, whose product is annotated as TIMP metallopeptidase inhibitor 2a. Bases 261 to 923 code for a protein of 220 amino acids. The transcript is spliced from 5 exons. Gene Ontology annotation, biological process: negative regulation of membrane protein ectodomain proteolysis; negative regulation of endopeptidase activity. NCBI's taxonomy places the organism in Eukaryota, Metazoa, Chordata, Actinopteri, Perciformes, Serranidae. Gene Ontology annotation, cellular component: extracellular matrix. Gene Ontology annotation, molecular function: protease binding; metalloendopeptidase inhibitor activity. The record is from RefSeq and is a predicted model, not a curated record.